This is a messenger RNA of Enterobius vermicularis (human pinworm), 888 nucleotides long. NCBI's taxonomy places the organism in Eukaryota, Metazoa, Nematoda, Chromadorea, Rhabditida, Oxyuridae. The record is from the annotation of a GenBank genome assembly.
AUGCAGCUCAACAACGAUUGUAUCCUGGAAGUGUUAAGGCACACUGAUCCAUUUACAGUUUGCAAGGUUUCACGUACCUGUCGUUCAAUGAAACAACUGAUUGAUUUGUACUAUCGCUCGUUACCGCAACUCUCUGUUGAGAUUGGUUUACAUUUGGAUCUAGAAAAUUGGAAUUUGGAGUUUAAUAUCCGAGAAGGUAGGAUUCUGCAUAAAGUUUUGAAGUCUGGAACAUUAGAUCCCUCGGACUUCAACCUGGAAGAAGUCUGGAGUGGUUGUCGGUAUACCAAAGUAGAUCUGCUCAUCAUAAUUGUCUACGGUCAUCAUGCCGAUAAAAAACUCGUGUCAAAAGUUUUUGAAGAAGCCAGUAGGUGCCGAGCUAAAGAUUCGUACGUCAUGUGGAAGUGUGAAGGAUAUACGAAGUUCCAUUUACAAGGAUUCGGAUCUGAAAAGCUUCGAUAUCUAAUAGAGUUGUAUUUGCGUACUUCAACGACAGAAGUUACGUCGGGUAUCCCACAACCAGUGCUGACAGCUCAACAAGGUGAACUUUUGUGUCAAGCAAUUGAAGGCUCCCAUAUUGUACUGGAAGUUGCGGAACUGUCUAACUUGUUGUCCGAAGUGUUUCUGCUGAUAAGAAAGACAAUCAAGGCUAUAGAAGAGUCGCAAUCAACCGCUGGAUACUUGUGUGCUCAUUUUAACACAGAGCAUGUCAAGGGAUUCGAAGAUGAAUAUGGCGCAUUUCUGCGAACAAUACAAGGCGACCCCGUCGUCAAAAACCUUCAGCAGAACUACAAGCACAAAGUCGACCAACUUACGCUUCAAGACGGGAAAACGCACGUUUAUUUUCAUCGUGACAACAACGGCAGCAUUGCUUUCAGCUGCGCAAAAUAA